AUGGCUGCAGCUUUUCAGCAUUUCCUUCUAAUUUUGGCCUUUUUGGAUAUACAUGCACCUCAGCCUUUCUGUGUGCAAGGAUGUACCUGCUCAGUGGAGAGUUUUGGCAGGACUCUGCUGUGCAUGUCUACCCCUCUGGAAAAAAUACCAGGCACACUUUCUGAGGAGUUCAAGCAAGUGAGAAUUGAAAAAUCACCCUUAUUUGAACUCUCCUGAAACUCUUUCACCAAUAUGAGCACCUUGGAAUAUCUUUGGUUGAACUUUAACAAUGUCACUGUAAUCCAGCUAGGAGCCCUGCAACACUUGCAGGAACUCAGAGAGGUGAGACUGGAGAGGAAUCAACUCCGGUCGGUACCAUGGACAGAGUUCAGCACCACCCCUCUCCUGAAAGCACUUGAUCUGAAACACAACCGGAUUGAUGUACUUCUGGAGCAGGCUCUUCAGUUCCUGGUCAACCUGACCUACUUUGACCUGCCCUCCAAUAGACUGACUGUUGUAUCCAGCAAUGUCUUUGUGAACUUGCUGACCUACCAGAAAUGUUGGAGACCUGUGUGUGGGGCUGAGUUUUUCUCUAGCAUGGUGCUGGCACUACACAACAACCCCUGGGAAUGUGACUGUCGACUAAGGGGACUUAUUCAGUUUGUGAAGUCUAUUACCUUCCCAAUCACCCUGGUGAACUCCUACCUGAUAUGCCAGGGCUCUUUCUCAAAGGCAGGGCACUGUUUUCAUCAGACUGAGCCCAGUGUUUGCAUGAAGCCAAAGAUCUCAGCCUCCAGUGCCAGUUUCACCAUUCAGGCAGGACAGAAGUUGACGCUACAGUGCUUGGCCCAGGCCAACCCCUCACCAACCAUUACAUGGUCUUAUCCCCUGAGCAUGUGGAGAGAAUUUGAUGCGUUGACCUCGUCCGCUAUGGAAGAUGCUGCCCUGUCCGAGCUGGUCAUCACGGCUGUGCACCUGGUGGACAGAGGCAACUACGCUUGCGUGGAUACCAACGCUGUGGGCCGCAGCUCCCGCGCCAUCCCCCUGAGAGUCCAGCCGGCCCGCCCACCCACGGCCUCUGCUCCUUCCACCUCCCACGUGGACCUGCCCGUGGCCAAGCACACAGGGCUCAGGGUCCUGCUGGAGUGGCUCACGGGGGCCCGCACCCCUGAGGAGCUGGGCUUCACGCUGCUCAUCGCCUCAGACGAAGCCGGCUGGAAGGAGGUGGUACACCUCGGCCCCGGAAUCCACUCCUACGCGGUGGACGACCUCCUCCCCGGCCUCAAGUACGAGGUGUGCCUUAGCCCAGGCACCCAGCGCCCUCGCCGAGGCCCAUGCAUGAUCUUCGUGACCAGCAAGGAUGGCGGUGGGAUGGAGGGCCGAGGGCGCCUUCUGCACGUAAUGGUGGUGCUGUGUGUGGUGCUGCUGGCCUUGCCUCAGGAGACCCCCCCCGCCCGGAUAUCCCUAGGCAGGGCCACAGUGCAAAGACGACUGCUUUAG
Molecule: messenger RNA, 1479 nt
Organism: Fukomys damarensis (Damara mole-rat)
Lineage: Eukaryota; Metazoa; Chordata; Mammalia; Rodentia; Bathyergidae
Gene: Lrit2
Product: leucine rich repeat, Ig-like and transmembrane domains 2
Molecular function (GO): protein binding
Source: RefSeq, a predicted model, not a curated record